CGCGCGGAAGAAACAUGCUGGAUGUGUCCAUCUCAUGCGACACUGUCAGUUUAAUUUGCUUCGCAAGUAAUUUCUGAUGGAAAGUCUUUUUUAGGAUCUCAGUUUUGUUUGAUAACCAGGAAUGAUAUGACAUAACAUUACACAGAAGUGUAGUGGUGUGGUUAUGUGCUUGAGUCUGCAUAAAUGCUGUAGAUUAUGACGAGACUUCUCCAGACUGAACUAUUACAAGGACAAUCCCCCCGGAGCAACCUGGAGUUAAGUGCCUUGCUCAAGGACACAAUGGUGGUGGCUGUGGGGAUUGAACCAACAACCUUCAGCUUACCAAUCUCAUAACUCCCUGCAUGAAGAAUGGCUGAACAUCAGAUUGAUGAUCCCAAGAUUGCAUUUGCAUAUCUCCGUCCAUCCUGUGUGCUCCUGACCAAAGAACCCACAGCCGCUAAUGUAGAGACUGUCAGCAGCCACCUCCGCUGUGUUAGCUAUGGAGCUCUCCAACAGCUCCAGGACUAUGUCCUCUUUCCUCUCAGAUUUGUCCUCAAAACCCCUGGCUCCAAGCGCGAGGGUCUUGUCCAGGCGGUCAUGGAAACCAUGACUUAUGUCCUGGAGAACACUUGUGUUCAGAGUUGGCAGUCUCUGCGAGAUCUUUUCUCUGAGCUGUGCCUUUGUCUUUGUUCCCCUAAAGACCCGGGAAAGCCUGGCGUGACUUCAGAGGAGCUCAAAAUGGCUAUCCUCAAGUGCCUGGAUGCCCUCCUGCACUCUGCAUAUGGUGAUAUUGUUUUUAAGCUCUACGACCCGAGCAUGUUGCCUGGACUCGGAGCGGCCGUGUCAUUACUUCUUGCACUCACAGAGCAGGAAAAGGCCAGAGGAGUCCAGACGGCUGCACUGAAAUGUCUCCUGUCUCUGUUUCUACAGUGCGAUUGCUCGCAAGAACACGUUGAGCCAGGACAGGAAGAGGGGUAUCUGCUUGGUCGUGCCUUAGCCACAUUUCUUCCUGGCAUCUCUCGUGCCUUGAGUCUCGUGAUCAGUGGAGAUGUCAGACAGGGGCAUGUGGUUACUGUGAAGGCCAUGAGGGUUUGGUACAGAAUGGUAGGUCUAGUAAUGGCCGACGAGCAGCUUCAGAAAACGGAAGCAAAGGACACAACAGCUGUUGAGAUUGGGAGAGUUGAGAAACUCAUUGUGAAGAGGACUCCGUCUUGGUGCAAGGACACAUCCAAGCGUCUCUCAAUAGUCCUACAAAAUAUUAUUUCCUGUACUUCUGCGCACCCACACUGGAAAGUGAGGCUUGAGUUAGUGAAUAUGUCCCAUCUCCUUCUCUCACAGUGCAGCCAGUCUGUAGGUGAAUGUAUCGGCCCUCUACUGGAAGCAUUGGUAGGUGCCAUCAAUGAUGAUGAGCCCAAUGUUAAAAACAGGUGUAACACAGUUUUGAAUGAGGUAGCGCAGAAAAGCCAAGCCACCGGUGGGCAGGACUUUACUGACGUUCUGUCUGAAAACCUCCACAGCUUGGUGUCGUCCUUACCUCGUCUCAUGAGAACUACAGAUGAUCAGCGCAAGCUCUUCCUUCUUAAUGUGUUCCUGGGGUACCUCAAGAUUCUUGGGCCCAAAGUGGACACUGUACUAACUUCAGCUGUACAUUUGGAGCGCAUCUCCAAAGCAUUGAUGCAAGUAUUGGAGCUGGACGUAACGGAUGUAAAAAUCAUCGAGGAGAGAACUCUUAUUCCUUUAACAAACCUGGGACCUGACAUGCACCAAAUGCAACCUCAGAAGAAAUACUUCCUCUACUUCACAGAUGACAAGAUAUUCUCGGCACUCAGUAAGAUCUGCAGGACGUUGGGAUACUACGGAAACCUCUAUCUUCUUGUUGACCGCUUCAUGGAAUUGUACAAGGAGUCCUCUGUUUACAAGAAGCAGGCUGCUUUGGUUCUCAACGAGGUCAUUGUUGGUGCGGCAGGCAUUGGCGUGGAGACCGACAAUUCCAGAACGGACUACAUAGGAUUUAGUCAGUCCACACCUUCUAGAACAAGUAAAGAGGACUUGAAAUCUUCCAUCGUUUCCAUCAUUGAGGAAUACAUCAGUUUGGGUAACUGGCAUCUCCCUACAGUUUCUGAGGCAGUGGACAAUGAGACUCAAGCAAACCUUGAGUCUACAGCCUCCUUAGUGCCCCAUCCAGAAAGAAACUCUUUGCAGAUACUUCCAACAUCCAAAACACCAACUCUCCACCAACUGAACGGCAACAUCUGGCAAAUCUGUAUCCAGUUAGAGGGCAUUGGAGGUUUCGCCCUUGCCUUGGGCACAGACUUCCGUUUGCUUCUUAUGACAUCACUUUACCCUGUGCUGGAGAAGGCCGGGGACGAGUCGCUUCUUGUCAGCCAAUCGGCCUACAGCGCCAUUUGCGACCUCUGCAAGGCUUGCGAUUACAGUUCGCCCAAGGAACUGGUCAUCCAGAACUCUGACUACCUUCUUAAUGAUGUUUCUCUAAACUUAGCCAGACCCAGCAUUCAACCUCAUGCUACGAGAGUUCUUGCGGUCAUGUUCACUCAUUCUGAUGCAAGUCUGCUGCCCCUAGUGGCCGAUGUGGUGCAGGACGUGUUAACGGCACUUGAUCUUAGCUAUGAGCAGAGAACGCCACAGUUCUGCGCUGUGUUGCAUUCACUCAUGAAGGCACUUGUGAGAUGGUUCCCCGCAAAUAUUGGACACCAGAAGCCGCCCAACAAAGAGACCCAGAGUAAAGACUGUUUGAGCCUGAGGCAGUUUUUUCUUGACUAUAAAAAACAAAAGGAGCUUGCAGAAGGAAUUGCAAUUGAGGAGGAAGAUCCUGAUGGUCUAGACAUCCCUCCAUCAGCAUCCACUUCUGAGGAGGACAUGGAAGGCCCUGACGUGAAAGAGGAACUUCCACUUCAUAUUCAAAUUGCAAAAGACGUCAUGGAGCGAUGCAUCCACCUGCUGUCCGACUCCAACCUGAGAACACGACUCAAGGUGUUGGACAUCCUGGAGUUGUGUGUGUGUGUUUUAUGUGCGAGAGAGAAUGAGCUUCUUCCCAUGGUGCAUCGGUGCUGGCCUGCUCUCCUCCACCGUCUCACCAACGAUGAUCCUCUCGCUGUACCUCGAGCUUUCAAGGUGUUGUGUGUUCUGGGCGAGUCGUGUGGUGAUUUUCUCAGGAAACGGGUGUCUAAAGAGGUCCUGCCACGUAUCACUUCCUCUUUGAUAAAACAGUCAGAGAUCAGUGCUCGUUCGGGGACCGUCUACACACACACACUGGCCUACAAACUCCAGCUCGCAGUGCUGCAGGGUCUCGGGCCGCUGGGUGUUAAACUGGAUUUGGCGGAGGCCGAUCUGGAUCGAAUUUUUGACGCUUGUCUUCCUUACCUGAGCUGCCGUCAGCCAAUCAAACUGCAGGAGGCGUGUCUCAGUGUUUUCCGGCACCUGAUGAAGCUGGAUGCGGAUGCGUGCUGGUUCACUCUGAACGAACUCUUCUGUCCUGUCGUGUACAAACCGCCUCAUCCGCUUCUACUGCCCGUGACGCUGAGCGGAUCGGACAAGCCAAGAAACGAAUUCACAGACAAUGUCCUCAGAUUACUGCAGGAGUUUAAUUCCCCGCUUGAGAACGUAUAGGGCUCUGGUGAUUUAAAAUAAGAGGGGUUCUUUCAUGUGAGCGAUUAGGUUAAGACACCUAAUGUUUCUACAUUGCAUUUCAAACCUGCACUACAACAGAAGGACUAUUUAUCAGAUUUCAUGUAGACUGUUUUAAGAACAGAAAUCAGAUAAUCUUUGAAUGCUUGCUUGUAUGAUACAAUGAAUGUUCUUUUAUGUUCUGUAUAUUACUUUUAAUCAAGAAAUAAUUGUUAUAUUGUCGAA
Messenger RNA from Myxocyprinus asiaticus (Chinese sucker), 3849 nucleotides. It is a transcript of the gene tti1, whose product is annotated as TELO2 interacting protein 1. The coding region runs from base 349 to 3606 and encodes 1085 amino acids. Gene Ontology annotation, cellular component: cytoplasm. The transcript is spliced from 9 exons. The record is from RefSeq and is a predicted model, not a curated record. Gene Ontology annotation, biological process: chromatin remodeling. NCBI's taxonomy places the organism in Eukaryota, Metazoa, Chordata, Actinopteri, Cypriniformes, Catostomidae.